GCGAGUGACUCCAUCAUGGCGGAUACGAAAGUGAGAUAGUUUAACACGAAAGUUGAAGUAAGACAAGGAAAGAAAUAUUUCCCAUCCAUCUUUUAUUUCCUUUAGUUGUCUAAUACAAAUCUAACCUAAAAAUUGUUUUCGAAACUGAUAAAAAGUGACAGGCACCAGAUAGUAUCAGUUUGAUAUUAAAUUAAAGCAAUAAUUAAUAAAUGUUUAUGUUAGGUACUAUAUUAAUAAAGCCAUAAACAAUUAAGAUGCCCCAAACAUGGUCUUUGAGAAAUCUUUGCAACAACACUGAAAUUAAAAUUGAAAAAUCUGUUUUAACGGUGGGAAGACAUAAAUCCCACGACAUCGAAUGUAGAAAUAGCGCCAUUUCGAGGAAUCAUGCAGAAAUCUUAACUGUAGGGGAUGAUUUAUUUAUUAAGGCUCAUGCGAGCCUCAAUGGAACAUAUUUAAACGGCCGUCGGUUGGAUAAUUUGGAAACUGCUAAAUUAACAGACAAAGAUUUGUUAAAUUUUGGCUUUUUUAUACAUCCACUUUGUGAUCAAACCAUAAACCAUUAUUGUUACACAGUUAUAAGCCAUCCAAUAACUAUGGAAAUCAACACUAGUCAACAACUCUUAAACAUACUUGAAGGUAUAGAUGAAGGUGAAUCAUCUGUUAAUCAAAAUAAUGAAGCCAAAUCAUCACCAUUAUAUUCAAAUAAAGAUGAAGUGAUUUAUAUUGAUGAUGAUGAUGAUUUUGAAUUAUAUUCUCAAAGGGCGUUUAAUGAUAGAAUUAAAUCAGAACCAGUUGAGUGUAUAGAAAUUUCUGAUUGUGAAAGUGAAGGAGAUGUUUAUAAUUUAGAUGGGUUAAAAGCAAUGAUGGAUAAUAUUGUUUCUGUUAAGCUUGAGAUAGAUGAAGAUGUUAAUGAGAAUGUUGCAGAACCUUGUGAUCAAAAUCAAAUAGGAGAUUCUAAUGAAAAACCGAAUGAAAUAGAAAAUUUAAAUGAAAAGAAUAAAGAUAUACAAUUAAAUGGAAAAUUUGUUGAUAGAUCGUUUAUUACACCAAUGAAACAUCCCAAAAUCAUCAUUACUUCACCCCAUAUUGAAGUGAAUGAGAAAAAAAGAAGGAAAAGUGUUGAAGUUAAUCACAAAGGAAAGAAACAAAAAGAUGAAGAAGAUAAAAAUAGGAAAACAAGAAGAAAAAGUAUGGAUGUUGAUAAAGUUAUUGAAGUGAAUGAGAAAGGAAGAAGGAAAAGUGUUGAACUUAAUCACAAAGGGAAGAAACAAAAUGAUGAAGAAGAUAAAAAAAGGAAAAUGAGAAGAAAAAGUAUGGAUGUUGAUAAAGUUAUUGAAGUGAAUGAGAAACUAAGAAGGAAAUCUGUUGAUGUUAAUCACAAAGCAAAAAAACAAAAAGUUGAAAAUAAAAAUUCUAAAACAAGAAGAGAAAGUAUGGAUGUUGAUAAAGUGAAUGAUGUGAUAAGGUCUCUUAUUAAUGAUGUUAAUGAGAAGAAUAAAAGAAGGAAAAGUGUUGAUGAUAAUUUGAAUAAUAAGCAUAAAAAUGGAAAAAUUAAAUGUGUAGAUAUAAAUAAAUUAAGUAAUGGAUUACAAGAAGUUGCAAAGGAUCCAAAUCAAAGUAAUGGUUCCCAUAAAAAUGGUGAAUUCAAAGAACCCAGUGAGAUAGUAAGAAUUCCCAAAAAAAUUUCAUUCCGUAAUCUUGAAAAUCCAACUCCAUCAACUUCGAAUUUAAAUUCAUUUAAACCUACAAGAAAUUCUACAAUAACAUCAUGGGGUGAUGUUCCUAAAGACUCUUACCUUGCAUUGUUAAAAGAUGGAGCAAGAAAUUUUAUUUACCCCAAAAAUAAUAAUAAUAUUAAAACUCCACAAAAUAAUUUAUGCAAUAAAUCCACGAAAAUUUAUAACGAUUCGAUGAAAGAGAACUCGAUUCAAUUAACAAACUUCAACGAGCGCCCGAAAGAUCCUCGAUUAAAUCAAAGAAAUAAUUCAACGAUUAAUGACUUACCAACAAUUUCUAAAGGAAAUCAUCCCGUUAUAAGCGAAUCAACAAAUUAUCAACGCCGGAAUUUACAUUCAAUUAUUAAUAAACCUUCGUUCCACAUGGUUUUAGCACUCCUUUGUUGGAAUGUAGAUUGGUUAGAGGAGUGCAAAAUAGUACAAAAACCUCCACCAAUUAUUAAAAAUAACAUCGUAAAAAUGUGCACGCUUUUCAAUACCUACAAAGAUUAUUGCAACGUUGUUAAACCGUUCAUUAUGUUGGAGUUAUGGGAUCAUUUAUGUAGUGGAUACACAAUGAAUGCAACGAAAUUUAGGAGUAAAAGAUUUGUUACGAAUAUUAAUGAUGUAACUAAACACGAUCGUUACCAAACUUUACGUUGUAUAGGAUAUUUAAACGGUCGUGAACAGAAAGAUUUUCCUAAAGAAGGCGAUAUUAUUAUGACGCAUUUAGGAGUUAAACCUCACAACACCACCAAACAAACCGCCUUAAAAUGUUUAUUUGCUUAUGUAGUUUCAUGUAAAAAACGGCAUUUAAAAUCAACUAUUUGUACUAAUGAGAUUUCAUCACAAUUCGAUAUUAAUCUUAUUAUAAAACCAUUCCCCGAAGAAAUUCUUUUAGCCAAAUCCGCAGAUGCUAUGAUUAUUACGAAUGUAACAUCUAUUUUGCGGGAAUGCAAUGCUUUAAUGUUAUUGGAAAAUUCGCAAGUUUUUAAACUACUUCUCAGUCCAAUAAUGGAAAGUUUUGUUGUUAAACGAAACGAAGAAAUUGUUCUUAAAGCAAAGGGAUUAUCUGAAAAGCAAAUGCUCGCUGUACAAGAAGCGUGCACUUUAUGUAUCGGAAAUAGUCCUGGUCUUUACAUGAUUCAGGGUCCUCCUGGAACUGGAAAGACCACUGUUAUCCAGCACAUAAUUGAAACUUUAGUCCGGCUUAAACCUGACAUCAAAAUUUUGGUUGUUGCGCCUUCUAAUGUUACAGUUGAUGGAAUUAUUAGGAAAUUGAUUGGCUUUAGUUUGAGGGAAGACUUUGUAAUUAACAUCAAAAAGAACGAGUUUGCUAGAUUCGAAGAUAUAUGGGUGAGACCUGCAUUUAAAACUUCUUCUCAAAGCCCGAUCUCCACAGAUUUUGUAACAGCAGAAGAGAAAUGA
Molecule: messenger RNA, 3143 nt
Organism: Onthophagus taurus
Lineage: Eukaryota; Metazoa; Arthropoda; Insecta; Coleoptera; Scarabaeidae
Source: RefSeq, a predicted model, not a curated record